AUGACUCCUCAACAGAAGGCUAAUCUGCCCAAGGGACAGAGCGAAGAAGACCCAAGAGUGUGGAUGCAGGAGUGGGGGAAGAAAAUGAAGCCCAUAGUCCAAAGGAGACGCUCCACCUCUUCUGCCAUUAGCAAAGCUCUCAACAAGUCCAAAUCCCAUUCCAGGGAAAUUACUCUUUCCUCAUCGCACCCAGACAAUGGGCUACCAACCGGAGCUUUUAGUAACCCAAAUUCUGUUUUCAUCUUGGAUGAGAGGGUACAACUUACCAUGGGACUGCAGACCCAGGAGAGACAUUUGUUCCUCUUCAGUGACAUGCUGGUCAUUGCCAAGUCCAAGUCCUCCUCCAGCUUGAAGCUGAAGAAGCAGGUGCGCCUGAGUGAAGUAUGGACAGGUUCUUGUCUCAAUGAAGUGUCCGAGAAAAAGAUGAGCCCUGAGAAUUCAUUUGUCAUUGGCUGGCCUACCACCAACUCUGUUGUCUCCUUCAGCUCAUCUGAAGAGAAGGAGCGCUGGCUCUCAACAUUACUGUGGCAAAUCAAUGAGAUGAAACAGAAUGAAUAUCCAAAAAACCUACCGGUCCAAAUCCUCCUUCUGGAUGCUGACAACUGUACUUCUACCACUACAAUAAAUGUGUCCAACACAGAAACGGCAGACAAUGUGAUCAAGAAGACAGCUAAUCAGCUUGGACUUCCUGGUAGACCAAGUGACUACCACCUCUGGGUGAUAUCAGGAAAGGAUGACCCUGCUUAUCCCCUUAUUGGUCAUGAGCAUCCUUUCAGCAUCAUACUGAGCUGCCUCCGAGACUCUGUUGACCAGCACCAAGGAACCAACAACAACACACUCCUAGCUGAUGGGACGGAGGCUACCAUCCUGGAUCAGCUUCCCAAGGACAGGCAGUGUCAGUUCAUCCUGAAACCCAGACCCCAAGCUCCAAGGCAGCUGAGGAGAGAAUCCUUGCAGAAACAUACCAAGAGGAAGAAAUCUUUGAUUGACUGGGCUUUGCGCCGGACUACCAGCACCCCCACGGGCAGCCCAGCAUCACAUUCUCCCCCCACCCCACGGAAACUCUUCGGCCUGUCUUUGUCCUCUGUGUGUCCUGAUGGAAUCCUCCCCAAGCCUAUUAUGGACAUGCUGCUUCUGCUGUACCAUGAAGGUCCCUCCACAAGGGGCAUUUUCAGGCGCUCCGCCAAUGCCAAGAUCUGCAAGGAACUGAAAGAGAAAUUGAACUCUGGAGAUGAUGUUCAGAUGGAUGGCGAGUCAGUCUUUGUAGCUGCAGCAGUCAUCACUGAUUUUCUACGAAAUAUACCUGAUAGUGUUCUAUCCUCAGACAUGCACGGGCUGUGGAUGGAAGCCGUGGACACAGUAAAUCGAGGGCAUAAGAUUGAAGCCAUCAAAAGUUUGGUGAAGCAGCUCCCAGAAGCCAACCUCAUUUUACUCAGACACCUGUUUGGAGUCCUGCAUCAUAUUGAGCAGAAUUCAGGGGAGAAUCAGAUGAAUGCAUUUAACCUGGCUCUUUGCAUAGCUCCCAACAUGCUAUGGCUUCCUAGCCCCACUGGGCCUGAAGAGGAAAGCAGGUCUACAAAAAAGGUGGCCAUGUUAGUGCAGUUCCUGAUUGAAAACUCAGCAGAAAUUUUUGGAGGUGACAUCACUUCGCUGUUUCAAAGACCAGACAAAGAAAAGUCAAAAAGCUCAAAGGAUUUCCUGGGUAUUGGCAUGGCUCAGCACAACGAUUCCUCUGAUGAGAUGGAGUUUGCUGCCUGUGACCAGGAAAGACCAAAGCAUCAUCGCGUGCCUGAAGCCGUCUCCAUGUUUGACCCGUCCAAUGGUUUGUUACUUGAAGAGGAGCAGGAAGACUGGGAUCUGUUUAGUGAGAUCACUGCCUGCUACCAAAGCAAAACCAGGAAGAAUGCCAGCGCAGACAGCUAUGACCUCCUAGAGGAAGAGGGUUCCUUCUGCUCCAUUGACUCGAUACGUUCACUGAGUCCUGCGAGGGAUCGGUGCUCUUCUGAGCCCAGUGUCUGCCUCAGCUCUCAGCUCCCCGCCCAGUGCCAUGAGCCGGUGGCCCGCCAGUCCAGCUGUGAUGCCACCAUCAUGCAUAGUCACAAUGAUUACAUCCAGAGGCUCAAGCAGCUGCAGCUGGAGAGCCAGAAGCUGAUUGAUGAAGGCCUGAGCCCUGGGCUGAAUAAGACCAGGCAGAAUUUCUGGCAAUCACCUCAGACCAGCUCUAGGGUGAAGAAGCUCAGCCUUCAGAAAACCAGCCUGUCCAACAGGUCCAGCUUCUCCAGCCUUUCCUCGACCACCACUUCCCCUUCAGCCUCCUCACUAAGCUCCUUAGACAGUGCUUUCUCCUACUGCUCUGAGUCCUCAGCCUUCAGCCCCACAGAUGUCUCCUCCCUGCCUUUCAUGUUUGGCACUUCCACCCGACUCCAUGCUUUGUCUCCAAAGACAGCACAGAGGUCCCUGAAAGAAUGGAAAAAGCCCUUGACAUCUCCUUUGCCCUUGAACCCUUGUGACUUGGACUCAUGGAGCAAGUAUGAGCAGAGGGACAUGGGGAGCAGUCAUAGCAUUGGGGAAGUGAAGGGCUUUGUGCCCAUCAAUGGGGCAGCCAUGGGAAGCCUGUUAAAUGAGAGUGACUGGGAGGACGAGGAAAGACAAGUGAGAUGUGCCAGAGGCUCUGGACAAGCUCUCAGAAAACAAUGUUAUUUCAAGGAGUCUGAAUGUAAAACAGACCCCCCCACUCAUAUCCCAACCAAUGAGAGCUCAUCAGCGAUUGGCCAGCAAGGGCCCAGGGAGAAAUCAGUUAAGCACAUUGAGAUAAAAGGCCCAGAGGUUUGCCCUCCCAGGCAGGAAAGCCUGAAGCGCACCAAGAUAACCUUUUACAUGGCCCCAAAUAAAGGAAGCCCACAGGGGUCUCCAAUGGAACAGGAGGAUGAGGGUUUCUCAGUGAACGUCCAUAGCACCAAAUCAAACAGCAGCAGUGACCAAAACACGUCCAAGAGCCAACAAACAGUAAGAGUCCAUAUACCCCAGACAGUGUUCUAUGGGCAGAACACCCCUUUGGUGCUGCAGUCUGUCUCCAGGAGAUACCAUCAUGAAGCAACGAGCCAGCGGCUGCAGGUGGAGUGCAAAGAGACUCCCCAAAGCAUUCCCCCUGCAGAGGGGCUGACGGACGAUGCUCAGCAUGUGGCAUCUGCCAAAAGCCACAGAAAGAGCGUCAACGCCUUCAGCCACACCAUCCGCAUCAUCCUCCCGGCCUCCAUCCGCAACACCGUCAGGGAAUACUUCAAGCACGAUGAGGCUAAGAACUGCCAUGCAGCAGAUGCAGAAGCUGUGGAGAGCGAACUCAUCCGGGGCAGGGUGGAGUGGCUCAAAAGCCAACCACACACGGAUGCAUCUCCAGAGGAGUGCAAGACAGUGGCAUUUGCAGAAGAGACAUUUGUCUAG
Messenger RNA from Emys orbicularis (European pond turtle), 3441 nucleotides. Its product is annotated as rho GTPase-activating protein 20-like. Gene Ontology annotation, biological process: signal transduction; regulation of Rho protein signal transduction. The record is from RefSeq and is a predicted model, not a curated record. The transcript is spliced from 15 exons. Lineage: Eukaryota; Metazoa; Chordata; Testudines; Emydidae. The coding region runs from base 1 to 3441 and encodes 1146 amino acids. Gene Ontology annotation, molecular function: GTPase activator activity.